AUGGCCAACAACCAACGCCUAACAGUGGACAAGAUCAAAGUCUACAAUGACCCACGAGUCUCUUUCCUGUCGGCCUUCUUGAACGGCCACACAUACGGCUACCUAUUCAGCCCGGCGUCGGCCUCGGUCCCGAAACGAGGCACCAUCUUCCUCAUCCACGGCUUCCCGGACAUCAGCAUGGGAUGGCGCUAUCAGAUUCCCUUUCUCACCAAACUAGGGCUCGACGUGGUCGCGCCGGACUCGAUGGGCUACGGACGCACCGACGCGCCUAUGUGGACGCUCCAAGACUACAGCUACAAGCGUGCGGCCGACGACAUGGCCGAGCUGUGCCGACAGAGGGGCCUCACCAAGAUCAUCCUGGGCGGCCACGACUGGGGCGGCACGAUCGUGUACCGCAUCGCACAGUACUACCCGGACCUCAUCACGGCGGUGUUUAGCAUCUGCACGCCUUACUUCCCGCCUCUCCCCAAAUACGAACCGCUGGGGAUCCUGGUCCAGAAGCGGCUCCCCAACUUCGGGUACCAGGAACACUUCGUGUCCGGCGAGCUCGAAGAGGUGGUCAAGUCCAAGGCCGAGAUCCGGCAGUUCCUCGUCAACCUGUACGGCGGGCGCACGAAGGACACGCGGGAGGUGGGCUUCGACCCGAACAAGGGGCUCGACCUGGCGCGGCAGGCGUGCAUGGGCAGUACAAAACUCCUCGCGGACGAAGAGCUGGGCUACUACGUGGACGAGUACGCGCGACACGGCGUCUACGGCCCGCUCAACUGGUACCGCACCCGCGAGGUCAACUACAUGAACGAGUGGCGCGACUUCUUCGGCAACGGGCAAAAGGACCCCGCGCAGGCCGAGCAGGACCUGAAGCUGAAGCAGGAGGUCUUGUUCGUCCUCAGCAAGAAGGACCAGGCCCUGCAGCCCUUCAUGGCCGCCAAGAUGCCCGAGCGCAUCGCGCGGCUGACCUGGGCCGAGGUGGAUGCGGGCCACUGGGCGCUGUGGGAGAGGCCCGAGGACUGCAAUCGGAUCAUUGGCCAGUGGCUGGAGGAGAAGGUCUUCCCCAUGAUGGCGCGGGAGAGUAGGCUAUGA
Messenger RNA from Cladophialophora psammophila CBS 110553, 1080 nucleotides. RefSeq lists its product as uncharacterized. The coding region runs from base 1 to 1080 and encodes 359 amino acids. Lineage: Eukaryota; Fungi; Ascomycota; Eurotiomycetes; Chaetothyriales; Herpotrichiellaceae. Gene Ontology annotation, molecular function: catalytic activity. The transcript has a single exon. The record is from RefSeq and is a predicted model, not a curated record.